This is a messenger RNA of Gekko japonicus, 762 nucleotides long. It is a transcript of the gene SGF29, whose product is annotated as SAGA complex associated factor 29. Bases 132 to 707 code for a protein of 191 amino acids. The record is from RefSeq and is a predicted model, not a curated record. The transcript has 8 exons. NCBI's taxonomy places the organism in Eukaryota, Metazoa, Chordata, Lepidosauria, Squamata, Gekkonidae. Gene Ontology annotation, cellular component: SAGA complex.
GGCAGCCUUAUGGGUGCAUGGGAAACAAAAUUCAAAAAAUGCAGAAUUCAAACGGUAUUAUAUUGCAGUUGGAACACCGUUUAUCUUCAACUUCAACUUGAUAUGGUUAUAAUCCAGUUGCUGUCAGCUCCAUGGCUCUGGUAUCGGCUGACUCCCGCAUUGCUGAACUUCUGGGAGAGUUGCAUCAGCUUAUCAAACAGACCCAGGAGGAGCGGUCGAGGAGCGAACACAACCUGGUGAACAUCCAGAAGACACAUGAGAGGAUGCAGACCGAGAACAAAAUUUCUCCAUAUUAUCGGACCAAGUUACGCGGCCUCUACACAACAGCGAAGGCUGAUGCGGAAGCGGAGUGCAACAUCCUACGGAAAGCCUUGGACAAGAUCGCAGAGAUUAAGUCUCUUUUAGAAGAACGGCGCAUUGGUAUGAAGCGCCACACCCUGAGCCGACGGCGCAUCAUCCCCCUGCCCCAGUGGAAAGCCAACCCUGAAACAGACCCUGAGGCCUUGUUCCAGAAAGACCAGCUGGUCCUGGCAUUAUACCCACAGACCACCUGCUUCUACCGGGCGCUUAUUCAUACCCCUCCACAGCGGCCCCAGGAUGAUUACUCGGUGCUGUUUGAAGAUACGAGCUACGCAGAUGGUUAUUCUCCACCGCUCAACGUGGCCCAGCGCUAUGUAGUGGCUUGCAAAGAGACCAAGAAGAAAUGACAGUGCCCUCUAGUGGCUGGUAGUGACGUAGGCACGACGAACCAGCUCUAGAGAA